Meyerozyma guilliermondii ATCC 6260 is the source of this 372-nucleotide messenger RNA. RefSeq lists its product as uncharacterized. Lineage: Eukaryota; Fungi; Ascomycota; Pichiomycetes; Serinales; Debaryomycetaceae. The record is from RefSeq and is a predicted model, not a curated record. The coding region runs from base 1 to 372 and encodes 123 amino acids. The transcript has a single exon.
AUGGCUAACGAAAGAACGUUUCUCGCAUGGACUCGAACGGCAAUUGGCUUCUUAACAUUUGGUGUUGCAUUUCAUCAAUUUUAUCGACUCGAUAUGAAAUCGGUAUCAGUAACGUUCACAGACGGAAGCACUCAUGUAAUUGACGAUAAUAAGGUCUCGGUAAUGCUGAGACUAGGCGCCCCGCUUGGACCUCUUUGCAUCUUUUUGGGCUUAGUGACAGCUUGCUUAGGUCUUACUCGAUACUUUCAGAUCCAAAUGCUGUUGCAAAAAGACUUCUAUCCAGCGUCUCGGAUUGCAGUUGUGGUAAUAUUGUCAGUACUAGUGGCGAUUGUCAUAGUUCUACUAGUGCUUUGCAUAGAGCUCGCAGUCUAG